GCACGGCUCGCCUAGUGCCGCUUGUGCCCAGAGGCGCCGGGAGCAUGUCGACCCCGUUUGAGGAGCGCAGUGGGGUGGUGCCCUGCGGCACGCCGUGGGGCCAGUGGUACCAGACCCUGGAGGAGGUGUUCAUUGAAGUGCAGGUGCCGCCAGGCACCCGCGCCCAGGACAUCCAGUGCGGCCUGCAGAGCCGGCAUGUGGCGCUGGCCGUGGGGGGCCGCGAGAUCCUCAAGGGCAAGCUCUUUGAUUCUACCAUAGCCGAUGAGGGAACAUGGACUUUGGAGGAUAGAAAAAUGGUUCGUAUUGUUCUUACAAAGACGAAGAGAGAUGCAGCAAAUUGCUGGACUUCUCUUCUGGAAUCUGAAUAUGCAGCUGAUCCCUGGGUACAAGACCAAAUGCAGAGGAAGCUUACAUUAGAGCGCUUCCAAAAAGAAAAUCCUGGUUUUGACUUCAGUGGAGCAGAAAUCUCAGGAAACUACUCUAAAGGUGGACCAGAUUUCUCAAACCUUGAGAAAUAACCAGUACUCGUGAUGCUUUCUGUGGAUCCUAGCAGAUGCGUAAUCAAAGAAGCAGAUCAUGUGAAGAGGGAAAAUGUGGAUGCCUCCAGUUAACACACUGACAAAUAUAUUUAAUUGUGGUUCUAAAAGUUGCAUUCAAAUAUGGUUUUAUGUAGAAAAUACAUACUCUGGGAACUAUCUAUGAAUAUAUGGUAACUUUUUUUGGACUUGUUUUUGCUCAGCAUGAAGUUUUAUAUAAAUUGCAUUUUACUAAUUUCAUAUUAAUUGUAUUUUUAAUACAAAAACCAGUAGGUUAUAGAUCAUGUGAAAGGGUGCCUUCAGGGAUUUUUUCUUUUCUUUUUUUUUUUUUUUUUGAUAAGUGUGACACAGGAAUAAUGUUCAAUAAACUUUUCUAAAUAGGAAUUGUGUACCCCUUUGUCUAUUUACACAGAAAAAUAUUGUACUGAAAAAAAAUUAAGGCAGAAAUUAGACCCACAAACAUAUUUUGAGUAAAUUUUAAGACCUAAUGAAAAUUUCUUUGUUCACAUAUUAUUCCUGAAGAGAUUAUGUCAAGAAAUUUAAAAAUAGUUUGAGAACAUAUCAGGAAUGGGUUAUUAAGGAGAAAUAACAAGCUAAGUGUUAUUGGACAGGUGCUUUGUCAGUGGAGAAACCGUAUUCAGAUCAUUGAUUGGCAGAGCUAUCAUUUUGACUUUGAGUGAUCCAAACAUCGAGGAAGGAAUCGUUGAGGUUUCAUAUCAGCCUUUUUAUUUUCUUUUUAAUCCUUAAAAAAAUUAAUUUCCAAAACAGAAAUCUCAACACAGAAACAAUAUAAUACAUAAGGUACAUAGUUUGUUUUUUUUAUGAACUCUGAAUUAGUAGAGGACAUGUUGCUUCAUCUUUGAGCAGACCAGUAUGUAUUUGCUUCAAGCAAUGACAUUAUCUUACCUAGCGAGAGUGCACCAUUGAAACCAGGGCACCUUACACUUCAUAAUUCGACUUAGAGGGGCAUUUUUAGCAGUUGUUAUAGAAGUGGUCAUAAGUUAUUACAUCCUGUCAUGAUUAAUAUAUUUGAAUUUAUUUCAUUUCUGAAGGCGUUACUUAGAUCACCAGUUAAGGUAGUAUUUUUCAAACUUCUUUGUAAAGUUCUUAUGUAUAUAGAUAUUUUAUGAGCAGUUAGUUGCAACAAAACUACCUUGUUUUACAUCAGAAUUUCUAUUUAUUUAUACCUCUGAAGAUUCAUGAUUUUCUAUUAUUUUCACAGAUUAAAAAUUAUUAUUACGUUGAUGUAAGUUGUUAUACAUUUGCAUUAUUUGAUCUGGCUUUUGUAUAUCUUUUUGUAAUUUUCCUUUCUUUUCUUUGUGUAAUUUUUUACUCUCUGGUAAAAGAUAUCCUAGACUCACUAUGUUUACUCUACUCCAGCCCAAGAUGUGCCAUUUUUGCAAAAAAUUUGAAAGCCAAGAUUGGAUACUAGUGUGUAAUUGUUUUUAACAUAUAUUUCCAUGUAUGUGUAUGUUGAAUGCUGUGAGUUCAUAGUUAAAGUUUCGAUUCUAAUAUUAGGAGGUUGAUUCUUAUUUUCUCCUUUUCCAUGUUUAUAGCUUCCUUUUAUAGCAGUGAGAAACCUGAUUCCUACUGCUCGUGUGUUUCUCCGAAAUGUAGGUCACCUCAUCUCCUUCCCGGGGAAAUGCGUGCCAUCCUUGUGAAAGUCCAACAUCCUUCCCUUACUCACUGGAGUGCAUAAACCCCGUUAGGCAUACCUUGUUGAUUUUAUCCAGUGCUUUUGGAUUGAGUUGUUAAAGAGAGAAAUAGCUUUUUUCCCCUUUAAAUUGUCUUAUCUUUUUGACAUUAAAAAAACUGUUUUAAAAAUACACAUAUAUUAUAAUUAACACUGGUGUAUUUAACAAAUUAUUGCAGAGAUAUAGAUAGAUAGAAACAGUUCCAGUCAUCCUGCUCCUAUCCUAGAAGCCCUGGAAACCAUGAUUUUGUCUGUUUCUAUAGUUUUGCCUUCUCCACAAUAUACGUUGAAUCAUAUAAUAUUAACAGCCAUACUGAGACAUAAUGUAUAUGCAUUUAUCCAUAAUAUAUAAUAUCUGUAAUAUAUAUCAUACUAUAUACAACACUGAUUUUAUCUUAAGUAGAAAUCUUCUUUUUGCUACUAUCCCUCCCUUCUCCCCAUCCCUUGUCAGCCAAACAACCACUGAUUCAUUUUCUUAGUUCCCUGUACCAGACAUUUCUUGUAUGUGCAAUUAUAGUAUAUGUGGUCUUUGGUAACUUGAUCUCAGUGUGUCAGAGAUUCAACCAUGUUCUAGCAUAUGAUAUUUUUUAAGAAUCAUGUAUGAUCACAUGGCUG
Molecule: messenger RNA, 2844 nt
Organism: Ochotona curzoniae (black-lipped pika)
Lineage: Eukaryota; Metazoa; Chordata; Mammalia; Lagomorpha; Ochotonidae
Gene: NUDCD2
Product: NudC domain containing 2
Exons: 4
Coding region: 45-518 (157 amino acids)
Biological process (GO): protein folding
Cellular component (GO): cytoplasm
Source: RefSeq, a predicted model, not a curated record